AUGAAAAUAGCAGAAAGCAGUUCUGAGGAGAGUGAUAUUGCAGUUCCAUUAGAAGACACUACUGAGAGUUCCAGCGAUGAAAGUAAACCAGAUGACUCAGAUCUGCAGGUUGACGACUUUGUGAUAAGAGGAAUCGCCAGCGACAGGAUGCGCGAGUUGCUACUGCUGCUAACUAGCUUCCUAUUCGUCGCCACGCAGCAUUUUUUGGCCGCCGGUCACAUAAUGCCAGACGACAGGUUGAUCAGCAGUAAGGCCGCCAUCUCCAACGCCAUCCCGGGCAGCGACGUUGGACUCUACUCGCCCGUCGUCAUUGUGGAACUGCCAAAGCCAGGAAGGAAAAAGAAGGCAAAAAAGAACAAGCUUGGCGGCAGGCGUCGCCCUCCACCGCCCGCCGGCUGCGUCCCCCUAUGGGGCAACUGCAAAUCAUCGGGAAAGGUUUGCUGCGACUUCUGCGCCUUCUGCCACUGCCGCGUCUUCCGGACCGUGUGUUAUUGCCGCAUGGGAAACCCCCGAUGUUGA
Messenger RNA from Nerophis lumbriciformis (worm pipefish), 519 nucleotides. Lineage: Eukaryota; Metazoa; Chordata; Actinopteri; Syngnathiformes; Syngnathidae. The record is from RefSeq and is a predicted model, not a curated record.